GUUGAAAUACUCAAGCUUCCGCCCUCCCACAGCAUACCACGUGGCCGGAGGUCGAUCAUCUGUGACGUCACGUGACCAGUUCUGAAAUCUACAUCUAUCAGAAACGGGUACACUGCACACGACUCCGUCACACACCUGUCAUUCCCCCGAAUUGGUUUUCUAGGCUGUUAUCAUGUCGGGUCUGAGAAAAGCUAAGCAGUAUGAUUGGAAGGAUUCCAAUUUGGCUAUGUUUGGUUCUGAUACGGAAAAACAGGUCAAGAAGGAGUCAGCAGAAUCCGAGCCGGCGUGGAAGGGGUCGGGCAAGGAGGUUGGCCUGCAAAUAUGGAGGAUAGAGAAAUUCAAAGUAGUCCACUUACCAAAGGAAGACUACGGUAAUUUCUACAGCGGGGAUUCCUACAUUGUUCUUAACACAUACAAAGAGCAAGAUUCUAAGGAGCUCAAAUUUGAUGUACACUUCUGGAUUGGAAAAGAAAGUACACAGGACGAGUACGGCACAGCAGCCUAUAAGACAGUGGAGUUAGAUACCUUUCUCAACGACGCACCUGUCCAACACCGAGAGGUGGAACGGCACGAAUCCACAAUGUUUAAAAGUUACUUCGAGAGGAUCACCUACUUGAAAGGUGGAAUCGCAACAGGCUUCCGUCAUGUUAAACCAGAGGAGUACAAGACGCGACUCUUGCAGUUCAAGGGAAACAAAAAGAAGGUUCAAGUUACAGAGAUGUCGGUAGUAGCGUCCAAAUUAAACCCGAACGAUGUCUUCAUACUCGACGCGGGCAGGAUGCUUUACCAAUGGAACGGAAAGGACUGCAACAAAGACGAGAAAUUAAGGGCGGUGCAAUACAUGCAGAAACUAAAGUCCGACAGGCAUGGCAAGGCUUCCAGUGAGUCUGUCGAGCAGGGUGAUGAAGAUGAGGACUUCUGGAAACACUUCACCGACGACGAUGACGACGAUGCGGAUGAGGAAGAUGCAACAGAAGACGGUGUCAAAAAACUUUACCGAGUCACAGAUGAGGGAGGUUCCAUGAAAACGAUUCUCGAGAAGGAAGGUCAGAUCUUCAACAAAGGCAUGUUGGAUGCAAAGGACGUGUUUAUCCUGGAUACUACGAAGGAAGUGUUCCUGUGGGUCGGCAGGAGGGCGUCUACUAACGAGAAGAAGAAUGGCAUGGGAUAUGCUCAUCGUUACCUGCAAUCGACGUGUCACCCUCUGGUCCCUGUCACAGUUAUCAAGGAAGGACAAGCAUCACAGGGAGCAUUUAACAGCCACUUCUCAGCCGCAGCAUAAAAUGUAAUAACAACCUGAAUCGCCCGCAAGAUGAGGACCUGAUGUGUUAGAUACUUCAGAUGAACGUAGCACUGUGGUAUUUACUUCAAGGAUUUCCAUAAUUUUAAAAUGACCUUGACCUAUUGACCUAUAUCUGUACAUGACCUUGGUAUGAUAGACAUGCAGGUCAAGGUCAUUAAUGGAAUCAUAUUCCAUGACUUGGUCUUCGAUUUUGUUUCAUAUCCUGAAACUAUUUCAAGCCCUUGUUAUGGAAGUUAGAGAUCCGUUUCAUAAGGAAUGCAGCUUUUAGUGACAUAUAGACUUAGAACUUCUUUAGUGCAAUACUUUUUUUUAUUUUGCUGUGUUUAAAUCAGUACACUUGUAAUGGUAUUCACUGUUAUCUCAGUUCACACAGAAUAUACACAAGUGUAUAUCACAAGUGGAAAUAAUAUUUAUAGGAUCUUGUUGAAACAAAGGCACAUUCAAUGAAAUAUACCACUUUUUAUCUUUCUAUUUUAAUAGUGACAGUUUAUUUGUUUUUCGUUUUAAUGGAUAUGGAAUUAGCUGAGUCAUUGUAAUAGUAUCACAUAUCACAUCGCAAUGUAUCAUAAUGAGCGAGUUAUAUCACAAAGGAAUUAAAACUGUAGUAAACAAA
Molecule: messenger RNA, 1916 nt
Organism: Haliotis rubra (blacklip abalone)
Lineage: Eukaryota; Metazoa; Mollusca; Gastropoda; Lepetellida; Haliotidae
Product: gelsolin-like protein 2
Exons: 14
Coding region: 173-1282 (369 amino acids)
Molecular function (GO): actin filament binding
Source: RefSeq, a predicted model, not a curated record